AUGAGUGAUAGUAGAUUAGAUAAAUCCGAAUGUAAUGUAAUUAGUAAUAAUAAUAAUAAUAGUAAUAUCAAUAAAAGUAAUAGCACGUUGUUAAAAGAUAGAAUUGCAAGAUUAUCAAUUGAUCAUUAUGAAAAGUUAGCAAAGAAAGGUAAACCAAAUGAAAAAGAAUGGACCGUCAUUGCAUCUAUCGUCGCUAUUGAGUCUAUGAACAAUGAUAUCACCAACAACAACAACAACAACAACCAAAACAACAUUGAUAUCGACAACUCUAAAAUGACCGUAUUAUCGAUUGGCACUGGUAAUAGAUGUGUUGGUAAACAAUCAAUGUCGUUGAAUGGUGAUGUCAUUAAUGAUUCACAUGCUGAGAUCAUAUGUAAACGUUCAUUUCAAAGAUAUCUUUAUAAUGAUAUCAUUGCUUUAUUAUCAAACAUAGAUAAUAAUAAUAACAGCAACAAAAACAACAACAACAAUAAUCAAUAUAAGAGUAUCAUUCUUCAACCAAUCGAAAAUAAUAAUAACAACAACAAAAACAACAAAAACAACAGCCAUACACUAUUUAAAUUAAAAGAUAAUGUAUCUAUACAUUUCUAUGUAAACCAAACUCCAUGUGGAGAUUGUUCAAUAUAUCCAACCAACAAUGAAAAUAACGAUACAUCUAGUGGUGAUGUUACUGCUUCUGCUGCUGCUGCUGGUGAAAAGAGAAAAAGAUAUGAUAAUGAUGAUAAUAGUAAAGUUGAAGAUUUAGAGGAAAACAAAGUUGAAACAACCAAAAAGAUAAAAUGCAAUGCCAAUGUGGUGGUUGAUGAUAUUCAAAGGACUGGAGCCAAACCAGUUCCAGGAGAGCCAGAGGAUAAGAGAUUGGACGGCUCAGAGUAUCAUCAGACAGGUAUACUGAGAAUAAAGCCAGGUAGAGGUGAUCCUACGCUAUCGAUGUCCUGCAGUGAUAAGAUUGCUCGUUGGAACAUCUUAGGUAUACAAGGUUCACUUCUUUCACACUUUGUAGAGCCAAUCUAUCUUUCAUCUAUAACAAUAACCGAUCUCUUCAAUCCCGACAGUUGUAAACGUGCAUUAUACGAUCGUGUAAAUAUUGACUUGAACAACAACAACAAUCAUAAUAUUAAUAAUAAUAAUAAUAAUAAUAAUUGUAAUAGUAGUAAUGAUAAUAGUAACGAUAUAUCAACAACGACAAUAACAACAAAUGAUAAUCAAAAUAUAGAGUUUCAGUGCUCAAAAAAACAAUUAGAGUUAAAAUUCAGUUCUCCUAUUUCAUCUGGAUUCGUUAGACAUUCAACAGUCGAUAGUUAA
Molecule: messenger RNA, 1305 nt
Organism: Heterostelium album PN500
Lineage: Eukaryota; Evosea; Eumycetozoa; Acytosteliales; Acytosteliaceae
Product: adenosine deaminase acting on tRNA 1
Exons: 4
Coding region: 1-1305 (434 amino acids)
Biological process (GO): RNA processing
Molecular function (GO): RNA binding; adenosine deaminase activity
Source: RefSeq, a predicted model, not a curated record